ACGCGUAGUAGCCAUCAUCAAUGACGACAGAUUGAUGUUGUGUGUUGAUUAGUUAUCAUUUGAAUAAAAAUUUUGUUUCAAGACAUUUUUAAUAUUUUAUAUGGAGAUAUCUUAAAAUUUAGUAAAUGCAAAGUAUGUUUUACGUUCACAAAGUAAUCUUUGUUUCUUCACUUUUAUCAAAAGUGGUAGAUCUGUAUUUGUUAGCUGAAUGCGGAGAACUCAAUGUAAUCUACCGAUGUCAUGAAAACCACAUCGAUGCAGAGCUAAAACUUCUCCCAAUUAUUUCCAUACAACAAAACGGUUCUCACAGAUGGCAUCGUUACUUAAAACAAGAACAAGGUCCGGAAGAAGUUAUUUCUGAAGGAGACCCAAAGUACGAGGAGAAUAAUUUCACACUCACGAUCCAUGACUUCGCUGAUUCUGACAACGGGACGUAUACCAGGGACUGCACUAUUAACGGAAAUCUCUCACGCAGCGAUGUCGAAGUACAAACUAAUAUAGAGUGUGCUCCAACAACUGCGGAAGAGAAAACCGUUGUAACUACACCAACGUCUGAAACGGGGAUAGGACAUGCUGUGCAAACGUCACCAACCACUGUGUUGUUAAGCGAAACUGUCAUCGUGGUUACUGCUGUGUGCUCAGUGAUUAUUGUCGUAGUAAUUGCUGGAACCAUUCUUCUUGUUAUACGCAAAAGGGCAUCUACAAAUGCAGGUGCGUCAGGUUUAUCACGUGACGGAGGCGGUCUAGCUGUAAACUUCCAAGAAGAGAAGGAACAAAGCGACAUUUACAAUGAAAUCGACCUGGACAACAGGAAGCGAGAUAGAUGUGGUUUCAACAGUUCUAAACUAACUCUUUUGACUUUACAAAACUCUCCAGCACUCCCAAAACGUCCUCCCAACAAUGCAAAGCGCAUUAUAAAGGACAUUGAGAGUGAAUACGAUGUGAUUAUGGAUGGAACAAAUAAUAAAAAAGACGAUAAUACUAUGAAAGUGUCAUCCAAAGAAAUCAAACAUGCCGCAAAUGAUGAGGGAUAUGCCACAAUUCGUCAAGAAGAGAAGAGUUUCAAAGAUGGCAAAAAGUGUAAAGUUUUUAACAAUAACAACAUACCAGAGUAUUCGCAAGUAUUGAAACGUCCAGAGUACGCUACUGUUCACAAACAUCAACUUCCUGGUAACACUGCUGAACAGUCUGAAAAUUCAAAGGACAAUAAAACUUAUAUCAGUGAUUAUAAUGUUGUCUUCCCUGCUAUUGAAUACACCAAUGUUGUUAAAUGUCUUGACAAUAACGAGCAGUCAAGCGAUAUGACAACGUUGGAAGAACCAGCGAAAUAUUGUAACAUUGGGCCAAACAGAAGAAGUCAGGCCAGGGCAAGUCGUAAAAGCCUACAUUAUGCAGUACUUGACCAUACAGACUGCGAGGCAAACCUGAAUGAACUAAACUGUGGACCGUACGAUCUUCCAAGCUUUGUAAAACUCGUCACAUGUCAGUAUGCCUCUAUAGACUUCGACAAAAAAGCGUUCGUUGCUCCAAUCAGGAAAGCACCGUCUUCAUGGUACAAACGUAAAAAUAAGCAGAAGAAGAACAUAUAAAAUUUGAAGAUCACAGGACUGAUAGAAAAAUCUCAAAAUUAGCCAGAUGUUAUCUGAUUGUACCACAUCUGAUUGUACAACUAUUGUGUUACCAACGUCACAAUACGCAAGACAAACCACAUAGACCUUCUCGGAACACAAAACUAAAUAGCAGACUUUCAAAAAAUUGAUACAGCACUGAUUGAUAAGUAAUCGUAGCACAAACAUAGCAAUAAAUAACAACCACGCAUGGACUAUGUACAAACACGUGUUCAACGGGUAUUUCUCAAACUAUUAGGGAGCGAUGGUGUAGUGGAUAAUGUGUCGGUCGCUUAACCCAGAGGUCGUGGAUUCGAGCCCAACUUGGGUUACGACCAUGACUUCUCAUAUGACACCAGUACUGGUUUUUCCAGGAAGCAGACUCGAGAGUGGUUACAAUAAGCUUAAAGCUUUCAUCACAAUCGAGCAAAAACAAAUUAGUAUAAACUAAACUAUUCAAAUGGCUGAUGAAUAAGACAGUUAUUUUUGUACAAAACUUUCAAAACAGAAGGACACAUUGACCUUAUAGGGACACAGGGCAAAUGAUUUUGUCUUAACGCGGUGAAAAAAUCAUAUCAGUGUAAAACCAUUGCACAGGCGUAAUAAUAAGCAGACGUAAUUCGCAUAGAUUUUAUAAGAACAUAGCAAUUGUAUGUACCGACAUUUUGCUAUAAGUACUAGAAGAGAUCACCAUAUUCUUUUAGUAACUUAUAAUGAUAUCUCUACAAUUAAAACUAAACAGCUUGCUGCCCGUGCAAUGAAAGCGCAUCAAGUGUAGAUGAUGUGACGGGCAAUUGAAAGUACACAUAUCAUGGAUGCACUUUAUACAAAAAUUUCAGAAUUCAAAUUAGAUCAAAACGAUAGUUUUAUCCGAAUCAGGAAAGCAAUGUCUCUCCUGUACACAUGUUAAAACAAACAUUUUUAUCAUAUUACUUUUAUGGUAACAUGUAACUCCUCCCGAGAUCACCUCAUGGAUCUUUAGCCAGAAGUUAUGCUGCUGUUGUCUCAGAUACAUGAUCUGUAAAAACGAAGAUUUAAAUCACAUGUUAUUAAAGUCUGAAUAAAACACGUUACUGUUAAGCUGUUUAAGUUAUACUUAAUUAUUUAAAAUGUGCCUCUAUGAUAUCUGAAAUCUGUUGAUAAUAUUUUCUGUUUUAAUAAUAAAAGUUUGAUUACUUUGA
Messenger RNA from Mercenaria mercenaria, 2788 nucleotides. RefSeq lists its product as uncharacterized. The record is from RefSeq and is a predicted model, not a curated record. Lineage: Eukaryota; Metazoa; Mollusca; Bivalvia; Venerida; Veneridae. The transcript is spliced from 7 exons. The coding region runs from base 126 to 1589 and encodes 487 amino acids.